CGGGAGAAAGAUGGCGUGUGAGGACUCUCGUUUACAUCUGGAGGUGCGACCACACCAUGAGCAGCGGAGAAUCUGCGCCUCGAGGGCCAAGUACCGGGAAGGACGGAGACUGAGAGCAGUCCGGGUCUUCACAAUCAACCUCGAGUCUCGGUAUCUGCUGGUGCAGGGCGUUCCUGCCAUUGGGGUCAUGCAGGAGCUGGUGGCACAGUUUGCCCUGUUUGGUGCCAUAGAAGAAUAUAACGUUCUGGAUGAAUACCCUGCAGAGGAGUUCACUGAGGUGUAUCUUCUUAAAUUCCAGAGGUUACAGAGUGCAAGAGUUGCCAAGCGGAAACUAGAUGAACGCAGUUUUUUUGGUGGGAUCCUCCAUAUUUGCUAUGCGCCCGAGUUUGAGGGCGUUCAGGAGACCCGAGAAAAGCUGCAGGACAGGAGGCGGUAUGUGGCGCGGGCCACGUCUGACAAAGAUGAUCAAUUUUCCAACAAGAGACAGAAAGCGCCUGAAAGUUCCACUUUAAUUCCUGUACACUCUGCUGUAAACUGUGCUCAUACCUCCUCCUAUCAAACACCUGGACAGUCCGAUGACUGCCCUGCUCCCUUCUAUGCUCCUCCACCCUCAGUGACCCAGGACUACAGGCAUGAGUUUUACCCUCCACCCUCAAUAAACCAGGACUAUAGACAUGCAUACAAUCCUCCACCCUCGGUGUCCCAGGAUUACAGGCCCGAGUACAAUCCUCCACCCUCAAUGAGCCAGGACUACAGGCAUGAGUAUUACCCUCCACCCUCAGCGACCCAGGACAAUAGACAUGCGUACAAUCCUCCACCCUCAGUGACCCCGGACUACAGGCAUGAGUAUUACCCUCCACCCUCAAUAAACCAGGACUAUAGACAUGCAUACAAUCGUCCACCCUCGGUGUCCCAGGACUACAGGCCAGAGUACAAUCCUCCACCAUCAGCGACCCAGGACUAUAGACAUGCGUACAAUCCUCCACCCUCAAUGAGCCAGGACUACAGGCAUGAGAACAAUCCUCCACCCUCAGUGAGCCAGGACUACAAACAGGAGUACAAUCCUCCGUCACAUUCCUUAUCCUGGGAUUCCAGAAAUAAACCCAAUGAAAGUGCUCCUCAUACAGAAAGGCCGAUUGGUCUGGCACAAGGACAACCCAACAUUGUAAGUUCUACCAGGUUCAUGCCAAGGACGACCCAGCUUCAGGAGAGACAGAGGAGAAGGGAGGAGAGUACCAGGCUGGCUGUAUUGCCUCCAGAAUCUCAGGAGAUUGUCGUUGGACCAAAACUGCCAGAAAUUCCAAAAUUGGACAUGACUGAUAACUCCCUCAACAUCUCUGCCGGCCUAAUUAGAUCAAAGCUGCAAGAGGUUUCUGCAUCCUGUACCCUGACCAGAACAGACCCACCAGCUGCUCCGCCCAUCAAACAGAGAAGAAGAAUCUAAUCCUGUUAUUCUACACACCGAACCCAGCGCACAUAUUUAUUACCUUUUUUUUUUUAUUUAUUGAAAAACACAAUGAACAGUCUCGGUUCAGAAAAAAUAUAUAUAAAA
Molecule: messenger RNA, 1552 nt
Organism: Rana temporaria (common frog)
Lineage: Eukaryota; Metazoa; Chordata; Amphibia; Anura; Ranidae
Gene: RBM48
Product: RNA binding motif protein 48
Exons: 5
Coding region: 11-1444 (477 amino acids)
Cellular component (GO): nucleoplasm
Molecular function (GO): nucleic acid binding
Source: RefSeq, a predicted model, not a curated record